AUGAAUGCUGAGAGUUGCGUGUCGUUCUGCGAUCCGUCGGCUGCUACCAUGGAUUCCUUCUACAACGCCGCCUCGCAAGGCAGCGUCGACGGCUCCUCGCCUUUUAGGGUAUUUCCCGGCAGCAGCGACAAAUUCAGCUCUGCUUUCCUGGCCAGCAAAGGACAAAGCUUUGGAGACAGCGGCGGGGGCGGCGGUGGUAGCAGCGGCAGCAGCAACAACAGCCCCAAGCGCCGGAGUCGCUACAGCCAGCCGGAAUGUCCGUCUCUGGACGGCAGCGGCGCGCAGCAGCCACAAGCGCUCCCGACCCCACCGCCGCCGCUCUACGGGCAGCGCGGCUCUUGCAAAAGCCCCCCGAGCGGCAACCUCAAGCUGCAGGACACCAGCGGCCACAACGGAGCCCUGCAGCUUUCUUGCUUCGCUAAAGAAAGUUCCCUGGGAGAGACUGAACUACAGCCAGGAUCUGAUUCUGCUGGAAUGGAUAGUAGUUACCUCAGCGUGAAAGAGACCAGUGUGAAGACGUCCCAAGAGAGGGCAAGUAAUGAUCUUCCCAGCCCAAUGGACAAGACUGAUUCAGAGAGCAACAAGGGCAAGAAGAGACGGAACCGCACCACCUUCACCAGCUACCAGUUGGAAGAGCUGGAAAAGGUCUUUCAGAAGACCCAUUAUCCAGAUGUCUAUGCCAGAGAGCAAUUAGCCAUGAGGACGGAUCUCACUGAAGCCCGAGUACAGGUUUGGUUUCAGAACCGAAGAGCAAAAUGGAGAAAACGAGAACGAUUUGGUCAAAUGCAACAGGUUCGCACACAUUUCUCCACUGCCUAUGAGUUGCCUUUGCUCACUCGAGCAGAAAACUAUGCCCAGAUACAGAAUCCGUCCUGGAUUGGCAACAACGGUGCCGCCUCUCCUGUGCCUGCCUGUGUAGUGCCCUGUGACUCGGUGCCUUCCUGCAUGUCUCCCCAUGCUCAUCCCCAUACCACCGGAGGAGUCUCUGAAUUCCUGAGCGUCUCGGGUCCCGGCAGCCACGUGGGGCAGACGCACAUGGGCAGCCUCUUUGGCAGCGCCGGCAUCAGCCCCAGCAUCAAUGGCUAUGAGUUGAACGGCGAGCCGGACCGCAAGUCUUCCAGCAUUGCAGCCCUGCGGAUGAAAGCCAAGGAGCACAGUGCUGCCAUAUCGUGGGCAACAUGA
Molecule: messenger RNA, 1182 nt
Organism: Thamnophis elegans (Western terrestrial garter snake)
Lineage: Eukaryota; Metazoa; Chordata; Lepidosauria; Squamata; Natricidae
Gene: ALX4
Product: ALX homeobox 4
Exons: 5
Coding region: 1-1182 (393 amino acids)
Biological process (GO): regulation of transcription by RNA polymerase II
Molecular function (GO): DNA-binding transcription activator activity, RNA polymerase II-specific; RNA polymerase II transcription regulatory region sequence-specific DNA binding
Source: RefSeq, a predicted model, not a curated record